This is a messenger RNA of Thunnus maccoyii (southern bluefin tuna), 1654 nucleotides long. RefSeq names its product asialoglycoprotein receptor-like 1 (gene asgrl1). Bases 637 to 1506 code for a protein of 289 amino acids. The record is from RefSeq and is a predicted model, not a curated record. Gene Ontology annotation, molecular function: signaling receptor activity. Lineage: Eukaryota; Metazoa; Chordata; Actinopteri; Scombriformes; Scombridae. The transcript is spliced from 9 exons.
ACAAAGAAAUUAUGAUUCAUAUAACAAAACGAUUACGAAUUCAAGGACACAAGGUUUGCCGAGAAUAAAGAGGGGAACAUAAAAUGGGACAUGAGAAGAUGACGUUUCUUUAUGUUGUUUAGAGCAUGCAUCCCUCCUGCUGACAUUAGGCAAGAUUUUAUGUAAUAUAACUGUUAGUAGAGCUGCAACGAUUAGUCGGGUAACAGAAAAUUAAUCACCAACUAUUUUGAUAAUCGAUUAGGCCUAAUGUUUUAUAGUCAUUUAUUGAAGCCCAAAUUUUCCGGUUCCAGGUUCUUGAAUGUGAAAAUUUUCUGGUUUCUUUAGUUUUCUAUAACAGUAAAUCUUUGGGUUGUGGACAAAACAGGACAUUUAAGCUGCAUCUUGGGCUUCGCGGAACAGUGAUCGCAAAUAGUGAAAAAUGUUGAUCAGAGCCCGAGAUGACGUCCUCAAAUGACUUGUCAUGUCCCGACCGACAGUUCACAACCCAAAAAUAUUUAGUCUUCUGCUACUGAGGACUGAAGAAAGCAGAAAAUGUUCACAUUUAAGACGCUGGAAUCAGAUAACUUGGAGACAUGUUUCUUAAAAUAUGACUUCAUUUCAAAUAUAGCUAGUAGUUUAUGAUCGAGGCCUGGUCUAAUGUGGUCUAGAUUGAAAAAUAUCAUUGAAAUCGCCCUUCUUUCAGUUUUCAUGAGCAAAAUGAAAGGAUCAACAAAUGAGGGAGGACUUUCUGUGUUCUCAUGGUCAGAGUCCAACCAGAGAGAUACAGAUAUUCUGCUUGAUGAAGUGAUGGAGUCUCAGUAUCACCAGUUUGAGACUAACAGCUCUCUGCAUGGAGAGCCGAAAAUGACUAUACAAGGAGGCAUGAGGAGGGUAGUUGUUUCUGCUCUCUAUGGCGUCCUGGUGCUGCUGCUCUUAAUUCUGCUGAUGGUAACUGGGAUAAAAUUCUCCCAGUUAAACAAGGAAGUCACUGAAGUCAAACUUCACCUUGAGAGAAUCAGCCAUAGAAUACCGACUUCAUCGUCCAGUUCAGCUUCCAAAGCUGAAGGUGGAACAACUGUGCAGGAUGUCCUUUUACAGAAACUUGUCCCAGUUAGAGGAACGUGUGGGGAAGGAUGGGUGUCUUUCCACACCAGCUGCUACCUGCUGUCUACCACCGCUGUGACCUGGAGCAAAGCGGAGGAGCAGUGCCGGGCACACGGGGCACACCUGGUGGUUCUGAACAACGUGGAAGAACUGGACUACAUUUCAAAAAUUGUUGACAUCAAGUAUAACUAUUGGAUUGGACUUGUGGAGCGAGAACAUGAGGGCCACUGGAGCUGGGUGGAUGGGACUGACUUCAAUUCAACCCCAACGUUCUGGGAUGAUGGUCAGCCUGACAACUGGGACUACAGGAUAAAUGGAGAGGACUGCGGGCAGCUCCACGCUUCUCCAAUACGCAAACGCAAGCUGUGGAACGACGCAGAUUGUAACCUGCCGUACAAGUACAUCUGUGAAAAAAGGGCAUGAGAGAGAGAAUCUCUCUAAGCUGCUGAGCCUUCACAAACAAGAAAAUUUGUUGGAAAAAGAUGAAUACACUCAAGACUGAUAGAAAUGAUGUUUCUGAUAGUUUGUAAUUAAGAUGCAAACAUGGGCUGAAAGUUGCAUAAUCACCUGU